AUGUCUACUUCUGCCCGGCGCCGUCUCAUGCGAGACUUCAAGCGAAUGCAGACUGAUCCUCCUGCCGGAGUUUCUGCAUCACCGGUCGCCGAUAACGUGAUGACCUGGAAUGCAGUCAUCAUCGGCCCUGCCGACACACCAUUCGAAGAUGGAACUUUCCGCCUCGUUAUGCAAUUUGAAGAAGCCUACCCGAACAAGCCGCCUGGUGUCAAGUUCGUUAGCCAGAUGUUCCAUCCCAAUGUGUACGGCACCGGCGAGCUAUGUCUGGAUAUUCUACAGAACCGAUGGUCGCCCACAUAUGAUGUCGCCGCCAUUCUCACCAGCAUUCAGUCCCUCCUCAACGAUCCAAACACUUCAUCGCCAGCCAAUGUCGAAGCCUCGAAUCUGUACAAGGACAACCGCAAAGAGUACACCAAGCGAGUGAGAGAGACGGUGGAGAAGAGCUGGGAGGACUGA
Cyphellophora europaea CBS 101466 is the source of this 456-nucleotide messenger RNA. Its product is annotated as ubiquitin-conjugating enzyme E2 2. The transcript is spliced from 3 exons. NCBI's taxonomy places the organism in Eukaryota, Fungi, Ascomycota, Eurotiomycetes, Chaetothyriales, Cyphellophoraceae. Gene Ontology annotation, biological process: protein polyubiquitination; proteasome-mediated ubiquitin-dependent protein catabolic process; DNA repair. Gene Ontology annotation, molecular function: ubiquitin conjugating enzyme activity. The record is from RefSeq and is a predicted model, not a curated record. The coding region runs from base 1 to 456 and encodes 151 amino acids. Gene Ontology annotation, cellular component: HULC complex.